AUGGCUUCCAUCGCUCAGAAUGUGUUGAUGGCACUGACCGCGACGGUGAACAAAUUCGCCUCCUCCAACGUCCAGGCGGUUCCGAGGGGCGAAGGCUGGCGGCAGCGCAAAUCAAGAGCUGCUCCCGCGCUCUCCCGACAAUCAGGCAUUGGAACCAGGCGGUCUCUCCUCCUGCUGUCCACGGCCGCCGCCGCCCUCUCCCAAGCUGCCGGUGGUUCGCAGACCGAGCUUCUCAAGAGGUAUUUGAAGAAAUCAGAGGAAAACAAAGCGAAAAAUGACAAAGAGAGGCUGGAGAGCUACUACAAGAGGAACUACAUGGACUACUUUCAAUUUGAGGAAGGGUCAUUGAGGAAUAAGAAGGACCAGCUGACGGAAUCAGAGAAGGGCAUUCUUGAUUGGCUUCAAAGAAACAAAUGAUCAUCAGAUCAGAGGCUGGAUGUUUUCAGUACAAACACUUUUUUUUUUUAUUUUGCAAAUUUCUCAUAAUUAUAACUUUAAUUGGCAAAAAGACUUCUUAAUUAGAUGUUAAAUAUGGUCACCCAA
Molecule: messenger RNA, 543 nt
Organism: Rhodamnia argentea
Lineage: Eukaryota; Viridiplantae; Streptophyta; Magnoliopsida; Myrtales; Myrtaceae
Exons: 3
Coding region: 1-417 (138 amino acids)
Biological process (GO): photosynthesis
Cellular component (GO): photosystem I
Source: RefSeq, a predicted model, not a curated record